Molecule: messenger RNA, 1235 nt
Organism: Rhizophagus irregularis DAOM 181602=DAOM 197198
Lineage: Eukaryota; Fungi; Glomeromycota; Glomeromycetes; Glomerales; Glomeraceae
Biological process (GO): regulation of transcription by RNA polymerase II
Molecular function (GO): RNA polymerase II cis-regulatory region sequence-specific DNA binding
Source: RefSeq, a predicted model, not a curated record
AAAAAAAAAAAAGCUGUAAAGUUGUCGCAAAACAAUUUUGUACAAACACUAUUCUUUAUUUUAAACUCAAUCUCAAUCACUCCGAAAUAAAGAUGAGUCGAAUUAUUUCACCAAAAAUUAAUCCCUCUUUCCCCUCCUUAAAACAGGAUAAGCUCAGGACCUUUACGCCGAUUAUUCUUUUUCAUGAGCAUACAUAUAAGGAUGUCAAUGCGAAUUCAGUAGAAUGCGUACGUAUAAAUCAAAAUGACGAACACCAUGGGGAAUUUCUCAAAUCCGUGAAGGAACGAGUCGACAAUAUGCUCCGUGAAGGCAGUCAGAAUUGGCUAAUUAUCUCAUCUAAUUCAAAAGAAUAUUAUAGUCGAGAAUUAAUGAAUUGUCAUAGGCAAACAUUGCCACCUUCCCCACCAAUACAACAACUCGCCAACACAAUUUAUUCCCAUCACCCACAAGAUCAGCUCGAAAAUUUGACCAUGAAACCUAAAAGACGCCGUGGAAAUUUGCCAAAGGCUACAACAGCACUUCUAAAAGAAUGGUUGGCCGCUCACAAAAAACACCCAUACCCAACCGAGGAAGAGAAGCACCAUUUGGCUUCUUCCACUUCUUUAUCGCUGCAGCAGAUCUCCAACUGGUUCAUAAAUGCCAGGAGGCGGCAUUUGCCUCACCUCUUGGAGUCUGAUUUUGUAGGCAAUAAAGUUUCUCAAACUCAUGAAUUAGACAUUUUCCCCUAUGAAGGAUCAGAUAAUUCUGCUGAAGACUCUGAUAACGGCAUUAUGAGAAGACAUGUUUCAAAAUGUUCCGCAAGAAUAAACAAGGCUGGUGGAAUAAAGAAGCCUUAUAUUAGAAAGAGAAAGACAUCCGUAUAAAAAAAAAUCGGCUUUUUGGAGAGGGAUUAGAAUCUCCCGAUAUUCAAAAAAUAUUUUAUUUUUUCUUUUCCCUAAACCCUCCCACAUUUAAAACCAAUUUUUUUUUUUUUAUGAACUUUUAACGUUUUUUUUUCUUUUUCGAAUUUCCAACUUUUCGAUCGUGUUAUACAUACUGGGUGAAAAAAAAUCAAAAAAAAUAUAUGACGGGGCAAAUUUAAUACAAUAUAGAAAAAUUAAUUUUUUUACCAACAAGGGGGGUUUUAAUAAGAUUUUAUGUCCUUUUUCUUUUUUUUCUCUCUCUCUCAGUUUUCAAAUUAAGGAAUAAUCAUUUCCAAAAUUUCCCAUUUAUUUAAGAGAAUUUUUUCAGACAGA